Messenger RNA from Pteropus alecto (black flying fox), 2440 nucleotides. It is a transcript of the gene DNMT3L, whose product is annotated as DNA methyltransferase 3 like. NCBI's taxonomy places the organism in Eukaryota, Metazoa, Chordata, Mammalia, Chiroptera, Pteropodidae. The transcript is spliced from 12 exons. The record is from RefSeq and is a predicted model, not a curated record. Gene Ontology annotation, cellular component: nucleus. Bases 457 to 1635 code for a protein of 392 amino acids. Gene Ontology annotation, molecular function: DNA (cytosine-5-)-methyltransferase activity, acting on CpG substrates; DNA binding; enzyme activator activity. Gene Ontology annotation, biological process: negative regulation of transcription by RNA polymerase II.
CCCCUUUACUGAAGCCCCUCAGCCUUCCACCCCACGGCCCUCACUCUGCAGGCUGCCUGCCCCGCCCCGGCCCCGCCCCCGCACCUGCACCUCUAGGGGACCCUGCGCCCCUCCCCCGGGGCUACUCUCCGCCCACACGCGGUGGCCCAGUCUUUCCACCUGACCGGUCUCCUGUUGGUGUGUGGGAGGCCCGGUCCCCUGGUUCCAUGGCCCUCUCCUUCCCAGGAACCCUGAGCCCGAAGCCCCGGGACAUCUGGGACCCCGACCCAGCCGGGCAGCUGGAAGAGGGGCCACCCUGUGAAACCCGGGCCUCGGGUAGGGGGGCAGGACACGGGCCACCCCAAGCUCCCUCUCAAGGCUGGCCCUCAACACCAGUCUUCUGCCAGGAGGACCUUCCUUCAGAAGGGGCGGGUGGGUGUCACUGUGGAAGUCCUGGACCCUGAGGUGGACUGCAGCAUGGACGUCAUCCUGGUGGGCUCCAGCGAGCCGUCGGCGCCUCCUUCACCAGAGCCCUGCAGAGAUCUGAUUGCACACGAAGUCAAGGUUAACCAGCGGGACAUAGAAGACCUGUGCAUCUGCUGUGGGAGCUUCCAGGUGCACACACAGCACCCUCUGUUUGAGGGGGGGAUGUGCGCCCCGUGCAAGGACACGUUCGUGGAUUGCCUCUUCCUGUAUGACGACGACGGGUACCAGUCCUACUGCUCCAUCUGCUGCUCCGGGGAGACGCUGCUCAUCUGCGAGAACCCCGACUGCACCCGGUGCUACUGUUUCGAGUGCGUGGACACCCUGGUGGGCCCGGGGACCUCGGGGAAAGUCCAAGCCCUGAGCAACUGGGUGUGCUUCCUCUGCCUGCCCUUCCCCAGCAGCGGGCUGCUGCGGCGCAGGGCCAAGUGGCGUGGGCGGCUGAAGGCCUUCUACGACCAGGAGGUGGACAGUCCCCUCGAGAUGUAUAAGACUGUGCCCGUGUGGAAGAGGGAGCCAGUCCGCGUGCUGUCCCUCUUUGGGGACAUCAAGGCAGAGCUGGCGAGUUUGGGCUUUCUGGAAAGCGGCUCGGGCCCAGGAAGACUGAAGCAUCUGGACGAUGUCACCAACACCGUGAGAAAGGACGUGGAACAGUGGGGCCCGUUCGACCUCGUGUACGGCGCCACGCCCCCCUUCAGCCAGGCCUGCGACCGGCCCCCGGGGUGGUACCUGUUCCAGUUCCACCGCGUGCUGCAGUACGCCAGGCCGGGCGGCCCGCGGCCCUUCUUCUGGAUGUUCGUGGACAACCUGGUGCUGACCGAAGAUGACCGGGCCGUCGCCUCGCGCUUCCUGGAGGUGGCCUCGUGGCCCCCGGCAGAGGUGGUCCCAGCUCCCGCCCCCGCCCUCUGUUUCCUGGGCCUCAGGGAGCGUCCUCCAGCAGCUCUGCAUCACCGGCUCUCUCGUGCCGUUCUCGCGAACGCUUGUCCCCAGCGUCCCGUGGCACCUGGGUGUGUGUCGCAUCGUCUGACUGGCUUCCGUGUGCACACGGGAAGCUGUUGCUGUCGGCACGUUGAUGUGGGUCCCGCCGCCUUGUUGCAUGACCCUGCUGUCAGCUGCUGUCUUCGGUGGAUCCUGCUGGAGUUGCAGGCGUUUGAGCAGAUCGUCCGCAGAUAGGGACUGUUUUCUCUUUGCGUUUUACACUCAGAAAACACCGAAUCGCGGCCGUGACAGUGACGAGACGCUCCUGCCUUGUCCUUGACCGUCAGGGACCCGUCCCGGCCUUUCCCCUCUGGGCCGGUGCCGGCUUUGAGGUUGAGGUUGACAUACUUCGCUAUGUUAAGGAAGUGUCUGGAAGCUUCCACCGGUUUCUAUUAUUCUUGAGUAAUUGUAUCAUGAAUAAUUGAUGGAUUCUGUCGAAUUUUUUUUUUUACAUCUGUGAAGAGACUUAGAUAAUUUUCCUCUUUAGAUCUAUGAAUAGGAUGUAAGGUAGUCAUAGGUUUCUUAACGGUGAACCCUCCUUGCUUUCCUGGAAGAAACCCACGCAGCCGUGCGUGGGGCGUGUUUCUGCGGGCGUGUCGCUGAGGUUGGGUGAGCAGCGUCUCCUUUGGGGUUUUCGCUGUGAUCAGCAAAAAUAUUUGAGAAACGGACAGCAUUCUGCCGUGAAGCAGUCUGGAUUGCUGCUGGUUCCGUUGCUUUAAAACAGGAGUUAAGCCCUCCGCGGAAACUGAUUUAUCAGAUUUUCUCUUUUUGGAGACCCAUUGGGUAGGUUACGCGUUCCUAGAAUACAAUCUCUUUCAUGAUAGUUUUAAAAAUCAUUUUCUUAGAGUUGAGCAAAGUGGACCCAGGAUUCCUGUACUUCCUUCUGCCUUUGGGAUUAUUUCUCCUCCGUAGGAAGUUUGGGAUUUUAAAAAUACUGACGUGUUGUCACGUAACAGCCGUCAGGAUCAGGUUCGUGUAUCAAAAAAAAAAAAAAAAAAAA